Oryza sativa Japonica Group (Japanese rice) is the source of this 1572-nucleotide messenger RNA. RefSeq lists its product as uncharacterized. NCBI's taxonomy places the organism in Eukaryota, Viridiplantae, Streptophyta, Magnoliopsida, Poales, Poaceae. The record is from RefSeq and is a predicted model, not a curated record.
AGUCAAAAUUUGAUUUUGAUCCAUCCCUUCCCGUCCAUUCCAUCGGGGGAGGGAGAGAGAGACAGGAGAGGAGAGGAGAGAGCACGAUGGCCAUGGCGCAAUCACUUCUAGGAGUACCAUUCUCUCGCCUCCUCCCCCCCUCCUCCUCCUCUUCCUCCCCACCAACACCGACAACAAUCCCUCCACCUCCACUACCCUCCUCUUCUUGGUCUCCUCCAUCCCGCCGCCGCCGCCGCAGGGCCGUCGCGGCGGCGUCCUCGCUCCACCUCGCCCCGGAGGACAUCGCCGAGCUCGUCCGGAACAAGGUUCUGAUUGCGGCGACGGCGGCGAGCGCGGUCGGCCAGCUCUGCAAGCCCUUCACUUCCUCCGGCAAGGAUGGCGCCGCCGGCGCCUUUGACCUCCGGGCUGCCGUCCGCUCAGGCGGGAUGCCCUCCACCCACUCCGCGGCUGUUGUGGCAGUGGCUACCUCGCUUGGGCUAGAAAGGGGCUUUGCAGACUCCAUUUUUGGUAUGUCAGUGGUGUUCGCAGCAAUCGUAAUGUAUGAUGCUCAGGGAGUAAGAAGAGAGGUGGGCAAUCAUGCAAGAGUUUUAAACAAGUUAUUGACCCUUCGCGAGAAGAUCACUCAAAACCCGGACGACAAUUCCUUGUUGAGUUCCACCUCUGAACUCCACUCCUCAAAGCCCGAGACGGUUGCCGAGCUCGUUUCCGUGGCUGAGAAGCUUGGUUCUUCACAAGGUUCAUCCGCGAACCCCUUCCCAAUCCACAGUUCCGGGACCAAAUCGUCGAGAUUGAACGCCCUUCAGAGUUCAGAAACAGAGGUAACUGAAUUUACACAGCUGAAGGAGGCUUACACAGAGGAAUGUGACCGGCUGAGCGAAUCAGUCGGCCACACUGAGCUGCAGGUUGCAGCUGGUGCCCUGCUAGGCUUCCUUGUGACCUUAGUCGUCUAUGCCACACUGUAACACAACUAUCAUCUUCACAUUCUUCAGUUCAUUAUAUAGAUUGUUUACUCAACAAUCAAUAUAAUUACACGAGGAAUUCACAGUUAGCACCACAAAAUUAGCUUGCUUUCUGCACUCAUUUAUUCAGUAAGAAAUGUAUGGGCAUUUUAUGGUUCUUGAGAAAGCACUUGAGCACAUGUAGGUACUGAAAUUUGACAGUAAAACCCCGGUAGUAAAAUUAUCCACAAAAAUUACCCAUGUAUAUUCAUAUUCUAUUUAUUUAUCUUCUCCAUGCAUGGUCACAAACUUUGAUGAGCGUGGUGAGACAAUUUACUAGUCAUGGCCCCUGCAUUGCUGCUGCCCUGAUCUGACGGAGGAAGAAGGAGCAGCAACGUAACGCAUCUGGCGUCGCUUAGGUAGCGACAUCUCUGUGGAAUUUCCUGCAUUCAAGAACUCAUUGGCCCUCGUAAACAAAGGAGAGGAGUGCAGCUUAUGGCAAAGGGGCUAUAUAUGCAGCCAAACAACCAUGGGGAGGCUUGGCUAGCUAUAGGCGUCAGAUUGUAUACUGCAUUAUUAUAUAUACUACUACAUGCUAGUUAAUUAUAUUAUGCUAAAUACUUGUUUAUUCUGA